AUGGAUUAAAAAUUUGAUUAGAAAAAUAAGUAGAAUAAAUUAAGUACUAGCAAAACAAAUACUCAUUAGUAUGUAUAAAAUCGAGAUGACUCAUAUAAAAUUUAUCAACCAUAAUAAUAGUAAUAACAAUAUUCAAUUCAAUAAAUGUAACCUUAAACUUAAAAAAUGGUGGCAUAGGCUGAUUAUGAGAAGAUAAAGAAAGUAUUAUAAUGAAAUAAAUAUAGGAAAAUGAACUUCUCAAAUCUGAAUUAUUUAUUACAAAAGAAUAACUUAAAAAUCUUACAGAAGAUUAUCAAAAACUUUAAUAGAGAUAUCAUUAAUUAUAAUAAUAAGUUAGAACACCUCAUGAAUUUUUGAUUGCUGAUAUGUAAAGGCAAUUAAGAUAUUAAUAAUAUUAAGAAUUUAUGUAAGAGGCUAUGAUGCCUUAACAAUAGUUUUAAACAGAUGGAAUGACCUACGAAGAAUUAUUAGAGUUACAAAAUUAAAUAGGACAUGUAUCUCGUGGAUUAACUAAAGAAUAAAUAAAAAAAAUACCAAAAAAAACUGUAUAUACCAGAUAGAAGGAUGCGUAUUAAUAAUUUCUGAAUAUUUAGAUGUUCAAUAUGUUAGAAUGAAAUAGUAAAAUUAGAAAAAAUUAGAGAACUUAAAUGUAAACAUUCUUAUCAUUCUAAAUGUAUUAAAAAAUGGUUGUUAAAUGAAAAGAAAUGUCCUAUUUGUUAAACUGAAGUAUGA
Paramecium sonneborni is the source of this 732-nucleotide messenger RNA. NCBI's taxonomy places the organism in Eukaryota, Ciliophora, Oligohymenophorea, Peniculida, Parameciidae. The record is from the annotation of a GenBank genome assembly.